Cannabis sativa is the source of this 1567-nucleotide messenger RNA. RefSeq names its product lysine histidine transporter 2. The transcript has 7 exons. The coding region runs from base 55 to 1398 and encodes 447 amino acids. The record is from RefSeq and is a predicted model, not a curated record. NCBI's taxonomy places the organism in Eukaryota, Viridiplantae, Streptophyta, Magnoliopsida, Rosales, Cannabaceae. Gene Ontology annotation, cellular component: plasma membrane.
AUCAUUUAUAUAGAACGAAUAACACAAAAAAAAUACUCUAACCACAAAAUAACCAUGGGAACCCAAGUGGAAGUGGAAGGAGUAGUAAAUAACAUUGCCGAUGAUGCUGCCGCAAAGCAAAAAGCAAUCGACGAUUGGCUUCCCAUCACUUCUUCCAGGAAAGCGAAAUGGUGGUAUUCCGCAUUCCAUAAUGUCACCGCCAUGGUCGGGGCAGGUGUUCUAAGCCUUCCCUAUGCCAUGGCGGAGUUAGGAUGGGGUCCUGGUGUGGCUAUCCUAAUAUUGUCAUGGGUGAUAACACUGUACACACUAUGGCAAAUGGUGGAGAUGCAUGAAAUGGUGCCUGGGAAGAGAUUUGACCGAUACCACGAGCUGGGUCAGCAUGCGUUUGGUGAAAAAUUAGGGCUUUAUAUUGUUGUGCCCCAACAGUUAACUGUGGAGGUGGGAGUGAAUAUUGUUUACAUGGUGACAGGUGGAAAAUCGUUGAAGAAAGCUAUCGAUACUAUUUGCCCAAAUUGCCAACCCAUGAGAACCUCUUGGUUCAUUCUUAUGUUUGGUAUUGUUCAUUUGUUUCUUUCUCAUCUUCCCAAUUUCAAUUCCAUCACUGGUGUUUCCUUGGCUGCAGCUGUAAUGUCCUUAAGUUACUCAACAAUUGCAUGGUCAAGUUCCUUACACAAAGGAGUGAAACCAGACGUGUCUUACAAGCUAACCGGAUCAACUUUAGGCGUUAAAAUUCUCAACUUCUUCUCCGCAUUGGGAGAUGUGGCCUUUGCUUAUGCUGGGCACAAUGUGGUGCUUGAGAUUCAAGCCACAAUCCCAUCCACACCAGAAAAACCAUCUAAGAAACCAAUGUGGAGAGGAGUAGUUGUGGCUUACAUAGUAGUAGCUCUUUGUUAUUUUCCAGUUGCUUUGAUAGGUUACUAUGUUUUUGGUAACUCGGUAGAUGACAAUAUUCUCAUCACUCUUGAAAAGCCUGCUUGGCUUAUUGCUGCAGCCAAUAUGUUUGUCGUCAUCCAUGUUAUUGGAAGCUAUCAGAUAUAUGCAAUGCCAGUUUUCGAUAUGAUUGAAACUGUGUUAGUGAAGAAGAUGAACUUCACACCUAGUUUUUGUCUUCGAUUUUUCACUCGUACCACUUAUGUUUUAAUGACCAUGGUUGUAGCAAUGGCUAUUCCUUUCUUUGGUGGUCUCCUUGGUUUCUUUGGUGGAUUUGUGUUUGCUCCAACCACAUAUUUUCUUCCAUGUGUUAUGUGGCUUUCUAUCUACAAGCCUAAAAAAUAUAGUUUGUCUUGGAUUGCAAAUUGGUUUUGCAUAAUAUUGGGAGUAACAUUGAUGGUUGUAGCACCUAUUGGAGCUCUUAGGACAAUCAUCAUUUCGGCUAAGAACUACAAAUUUUUUGGUUGAACUUAUUAGUUAUAUAGAUUGUUUUAGUAUGUUAAUAGUUUUUGUUUUUUUUUUCUCCCUUUGAAAUUUUAGCUUAUAUUAGAUUAGUUUAUGUUUUGGUAUUUUAUUUAAUUAGUUUGGACAUCAAUUAAGUUUUUUUCUGAGUAAUAAUUUUGGAAGAAUUUUUUUC